Schistocerca americana (American grasshopper) is the source of this 2012-nucleotide messenger RNA. Its product is annotated as cholinesterase-like. The transcript is spliced from 11 exons. The record is from RefSeq and is a predicted model, not a curated record. The coding region runs from base 41 to 1663 and encodes 540 amino acids. NCBI's taxonomy places the organism in Eukaryota, Metazoa, Arthropoda, Insecta, Orthoptera, Acrididae.
CGUCCAUUGACGCCACGAUCCGUUGGAAGCACCAGCAGACAUGGAGUUGAGACUUCCAUCUUGUCUAUGGUUAACGCUCCUCACCAUAGCAUCUUUAGCAAAGGGAGAGGAUGUGCUGGUGACUGUCAAGCAAGGAGUGCUAAGGGGGACCACAGCCACGAGCGUGUACAACGUGUCUUACACGUCCUUUGUGGGCAUCCCGUAUGCUACGCCGCCAUUAGGGAAACUCCGGUUCCAGGCUCCGCAACCGGCAGCAAACUGGGAAGGAAUACUCAACGCCACCGAGUACGGCAGUGACUGUGUCCAGGAAAGCGGCAGCGGCUCCGAGGACUGCCUCUACCUGAACGUGUACGUGCCGGGUGUGCCGGAGGAGGGCGCCCAACUGCCCGUCAUGUUCUGGAUUUACGGCGGAGGGUACAGAGUCGGCAGUGGUUCUGGAAAAAUGUCCAGCCCAGAAUUUCUCGUCUCCUACGGCGUUAUAUUCGUCGCUUUUAACUACCGCCUGGGACCGCUUGGUUUUCUGGGAACGGGAGACGCCGUCGCACCUGGCAACGCGGGACUCAAGGACCAGCAGCUGGCGAUGACCUGGGUGCAGAACAACAUCGCCAGCUUUGGCGGCGAUCCGCAGCGAGUCACGAUUUUCGGACAAAGCGCCGGUUCCAUGUGUACCUCAGUGCAUUUCGUCUCACCCCUCUCGUCAGGUCUGUUCUCACAAGCCAUCCUUGAGAGUGGGACCGUUAUAACGGAACAUUCUCUGACAAUCGCAGAAGCCCGGAACCAUUCUUUCGGACUGGGUGCCGCCCUCGGCUACGAAACGGACGAUUCGCAACAGCUGAUCGACUUCCUACAGUCUGUGAGCGCUGAAGACCUCGUGCUGGUAGACGACUCACUCAUCAUGCCACACCAGCCAAUAAUAGGCCUCUUAUGGGGACCAACCAUCGAGCCAGACUUGGAGGGUGCCGUCCUCUCUGAAUCCUACAUUCAGAGGCUUAUCGACGGCCGUUUCAACAACGUGUCUGUCAUGGCGGGCACAGUUUCUGAUGAAUCCGGAGACGAAAUUAUUCGGGAUUCGGAAGCGAUCGCCAGUAUGAACGAAGACUUCGUGGCUGCGAUAGGUCCCUUACUACAUCUGCCUACCGUGGAACAGCAAACAGAGGCCGCUAAAAAAUUGAGGGACUUCUACUUCGGCAACGACACCAUUUCAACAGACAAUCCAGACCCUCUGGUUUACUUCUUCGACGACCUCAAAUGGUUCGACCCUAAUGAUGGCUUCAUUAGAACCGCUGCCGAGCUCUCCAACAUGCCAAUUUAUUCCUUUGUAUUCGACUACAGAGGAGAAAAUAUUCACACAAGUCAGUGGGGAGUUGGACAUGGGGGAGAGUUAUCAAUGAUCUUCUAUCAAAAGAAUCAAGACUAUAACUUUGAUCCUGAAUCAGAAGAAGAGAAAGUGCGCAGAAAUAUGUUGCGUCUCUGGACGAAUUUCGCAAAAUAUGGGAACCCAACCCCUGAGGCUGAUCCUGUGAUUUGGGAACCAUACGACCAGAGCAGCCGCAGCUACCUGCUGAUGCAGGCCAACUUUACACUCGCACACGACAGGCUUGGGGAGCGCCUGGGAUUCUGGAGAGAGAACGUGCCACUGCUGCCAUUUCCCGACACACAGUGAUAGAUACACCAUAAGAGAUAUGCACAGACAAAGGAGGAAACGAAAAACAGCAGAUUACAGCUGAGUACUGAGUGUCAGCAAAGAACUCACCCAAGAAUUUGAGCCAGAUACCUGUUCUGCAUAUCUGCUAAACCAUUGUGAAAUGCAUCACGUAAAAUAGAUCGCCAAUGCGCUUUCAGGCGUCAAUUCAACACAAAUAUCAAGAAAUUUCUGUGGACAUUGGAAGUGCAGCGGAUAAUUACAAACUGCAAUAAUGCAUGGAAUACAAUAAUGUGUACCGUACAACGGUUUUUUUCAGUAAUCCUUUCUUUCAGUACAGAGAAUUUUGAAUACAAAUAUUAUGCACUAA